AUGAGGAUUAAUUUUUUUUAAAUGACGGGAAAUAAAAAAUUUAUUUUGUGACCCACCUGCCACCCCGAAACGAGCCCACAAAUUGUCACCAAAGUCUCCAACUUUUCUCCCUCUCCACACUUAAACCCCCACCAAGAAUCUGAAGGGUUUUGGGAAAGUGGAAGAAAGAAGAAGAAGAAAAAAAUGAGCCUCAGAAACUUGUUGAAAACACGGCGAUCUCUGCAUCAUCACCAAUGGAAGAAACAACCCGCAAAUGAUUCAAUCGGGGCCCCGACAUUCCGGACCCAUCACCUCCACCAACAAUCGAGACCCAUUUCUCGGUUCACCCAAUCCAUUUACAGAAAGGCCAGGGAGACUGAGCUGUCGGUGCCCACUGCGUUAUCUCUUCCGUUCUCCUCCUCCGCCGCCGCCGCGAAGGCUGGGUUCGUCGGGUGGUACUUGGAAUUGUUGAAGACCCGGCCCAUUCUCACCAAGAGCCUCACCUGUGCUGUAAUUUAUACCGCUGCGGAUUUGUCAUCUCAGACACUUUCAGGUGCACUAUCCUUGGGGCAGUAUGAUCUUCUAAGGACACUACGCAUGUCUGGUUAUGGGAUGCUGAUUUUAGGACCUUCCCUUCACUUCUGGUUCAACUUUCUCUUUAGGGCUCUCCCAAAGCAAGACCUUAGAUCCACCAUUACAAAGAUGGCUUUGGGACAGACUGUCUAUGGACCUAUUAUGACCGUUGUUUUCUUCUCCGUAAAUGCUGCUUUGCAAGGUGAGAAUGGAGCGGAGAUUCUUGCGCGGCUGAAGCGCGACUUCAUCCCCACGAUGGCAAGUGGCAUCAUGUAUUGGCCAAUUUGUGAUUUUGUCACAUUCAGAUUCAUCCCUGUCCAUCUUCAGCCAUUGGUGAGCAACUCAUUUUCAUACAUAUGGAAUGUGUACUUGACUUACAUGGCGAGCAAGGAGAGAGUAGCCACAGAAUAACGCUUCUAUGAUGAAUGCUAUAUGCAGCAGCACGGAUCAAUGGAACGGCGGGUUGCACCUUUGUAUUUUCAUAUUUUUUUUGUAUUCUUUUCCCAGCCAUAUCAAUCGACCCUGACCUACUAUAGUGUAAGCCUCUUCGUGCUUUUUGCGUUAAGGUCCAUA
Messenger RNA from Cuscuta campestris, 1125 nucleotides. Lineage: Eukaryota; Viridiplantae; Streptophyta; Magnoliopsida; Solanales; Convolvulaceae. The record is from the annotation of a GenBank genome assembly.